AUGUUUCGUCUUAUCAACUUAAUUCUUUUCGUUUUCUUAUUUGCUAAUGUUUUUAGCUGGAAUCCAUCAAAUUAUUCAUAUGAUCCAGGUAGUAAUUAUCAUCUUGUAUGGCAAGAUGAUUUUGAAAAUGUAGGUCCUGUUAAAGCAACAAUCAAUGGAGCUCCAGCUUAUGCACCUAAUCCAUCAAAUUGGAUUUUAAAAACCGGUAAUAUAAAUGGUGGAUUACAGAAUUAUACAGAUUCAAUCGAAAAUGCAUAUAUACAAAAUGAUCAAUUAACAAUUGUGGCAUAUAAAGAAGGAUAUACAUCAGCUAUGUUAUCAAGUGUUUAUCUUCAACAAUUUACUUUUGGAAAAUUUGCAGCUAAAAUUCGUUUACCUUAUGGACAAGGUUUAUGGCCAGCUUGGUGGUUAGUUGGUAAUGCUUGGGAUAAAUAUAAACUUUAUUGGCCAACAGUUGGUGAAAUUGAUAUUUUAGAAAUGAUUGGAGGUCGUCAAUGGGGUAAUUCAAAUGAUAAAAUUGCAUAUGGAGCAAUACACUGGAAUAAUGCAUCAAAUUCAAUGACACCAUUAAAUCAUGCUCAGAAUCAAACAAAAUGGCAGACACCAGAUGGUUCAUUACUACAUGAUAAUAGUUUAGUUUAUUGGACUGAAUGGACUCCAAAAAAUAUAAGUAUUGGUGUUAAUGAAUUUACAUAUUUUCAAUUUAAUACAACGAAUAUUUCUGGAUCUAUCAAUCCAGUUGAUGCUUGGAGUGGAAAAUGGCCUUUCUAUAUGAUUCUUAAUAUAGCAAUUGGUGGUUCAUGGCCUGGAUCACCUGAUAAUACAACUGUAUGGCCACAAAAAAUGAUCGUCGACUGGGUUAGAGUUUAUCAACAAUAG
Messenger RNA from Adineta steineri, 879 nucleotides. NCBI's taxonomy places the organism in Eukaryota, Metazoa, Rotifera, Eurotatoria, Adinetida, Adinetidae. The record is from the annotation of a GenBank genome assembly.